ACGCGGAUCUGUGUUUGACGGACGCGUCAGUGAGGUUUUGCAGAAGCUUUUCACCGACGGGAAGAAAAAUCCUUGGAAAACAAAAACAUCCAUGAAAAUCCAUUCAGGAAGACACUGAAGCUGCUACGUGACCACGAGCAAUCCGAGCACCAGAGGAUGUCCACAGGGUAAAUAAUAAAAACCAAAACGAGGACUAGAGAGUAAAGUGUUGAGCGUCGUGGGCGAACGAACGAACGUACAGUGUGGAAGGUUCUUUUCGGGACACGGGCGGGUGUGCGUCCACAAGCGGGAGGACAAAGUUCAAGAAAAAUUAAGGAGGCAGGACGCGAGUUCUUGGCAUCGUUGUGACUAAAGUGUGCGGUGGAUGUUCACUGUCGUCAUCGCCGGGGAAAGGUGGGGCGACGUAUCGUGACACUUUUUACGUCUUUUCAUUCGCACAGUGUGAUGUGGUAAACCAUCCGAGAUCUUGUUUUUUUUUGUUGUUGCUGUUAUUGUUAUUGACAAAAGCACAUGCGGGGGGAAGGAAGCGGGAGAGAGAUAGCGUGCCGGAUAUAAAUAGUCCGCGGAAGUCAACCUGACAUCCCGAAUCCGACGCAACACAUCCGAUCGUUGAGUGGAAUCCACAGAGAGCGCAGGAUGUCCGGAACGAGUGGUAAACGCAAGGAAAUUUACAAAUAUCUGGCGCCAUGGCCAUUGUACUCGAUGAACUGGUCGGUUCGGCCGGAUAAACGUUUCCGCCUAGCACUCGGUAGCUUUGUUGAGGAGUACAACAACAAGGUGCAGAUCAUCAGCCUUGAUGAGGAUACAAGCGAGUUCAGUGCCAAGAGCACAUUUGAUCACCCCUAUCCGACAACCAAGAUCAUGUGGAUUCCGGAUUCGAAAGGGGUAUUCCCUGAUCUUUUGGCAACAAGCGGUGACUAUCUACGUGUUUGGCGGGCUGGCGAACCGGACACUCGGUUGGAGUGCGUGUUGAAUAACAACAAGAACAGUGACUUCUGUGCUCCGCUAACCUCUUUCGAUUGGAACGAGGUCGAUCCGAAUCUGGUGGGAACGUCCUCGAUUGAUACAACCUGCACCAUCUGGGGACUGGAGACCGGUCAACCGUUGGGGCGAAUAAACCUAGUGUCAGGACACGUCAAGACUCAGUUGAUUGCACACGACAAGGAAGUGUACGAUAUUGCAUUCUCCCGUGCCGGAGGUGGACGAGACAUGUUUGCCUCUGUGGGAGCGGAUGGCAGUGUGCGUAUGUUCGACCUGCGUCAUUUGGAACACUCGACAAUCAUUUACGAGGAUCCCGCUCACACGCCCUUGCUGCGAUUGGCUUGGAACAAGCAGGAUCCCAACUAUCUUGCCACCGUGGCAAUGGAUUCAUGCGAGGUAAUCAUUCUCGACGUGAGAGUCCCGUGCACACCGGUGGCAAGAUUGAGCAACCACAGGGCUUGCGUGAAUGGGAUCGCCUGGGCGCCUCAUAGCUCGUGCCAUAUUUGCACCGCCGGCGAUGACCAUCAGGCGUUAAUUUGGGACAUCCAGCAAAUGCCUCGACCGAUCGAGGAUCCGAUCCUAGCGUAUACGGCGGCCGAGGGCGAAGUCAAUCAGAUCCAGUGGGGCGCCACACAACCGGAUUGGAUCGCUAUUUGCUACAAAACAGCUUGCGAAAUCCUGAGGGUCUAAUCAUUCCCUCCGCGCCUGGGAUUCCAGACAAUUUUUCUUUGUCCUUUAGUGUACAUACGAAGACUGAUUUGGGGCUUUUUCAUUGGUACUUUUUCCCCCUUUUUUCUCAAUUUGGUUCAUGUUUUUUCUUUCUCGUGCAAAAAUUAUCACGGUCUAUUCUGGAAGUGAAUGAUAUGGGAAAGUGUCUCCUUUCAUUUGUACAUAUUAAGUGAUACAUAAAUUAUUUUGUUUACCAACCGAAGAUACACACAUUCUGCUAUUGUAGAUAACAAUAUCCACGAAUGAAUGAAUUGCAACCGGGAGAUUGUGGUUUGUGUGGUUUUAAAAUCAUUCGUUCGUCCCAAAAGAGCUGUCGAUCCGUUGUAGAUUUUCGGUAAUUGUGCGGAGUGCGGUCGGUCAACUGAUUAUUUUUAGAACGGAACAAAACAAAGAACCAAAAGCAUUUAUCGGCCUAGCCACUAACAAAAAAAAAAUAAGAAAGAAAAAAAUGAAACAAUGCAGCAGCAACAUUUGUGUGUUCAUGUAUCGGUCUAACGGAAAAUAAAAAGGGCAAACAAAACUGAGAUAGAGACACAUUGAAUUCGUUGGCCGGCGUUCUUGGACAAAAUUUAUUCUCCGCUAAAGUUUUUAACCAUUUUUGGUUUACACGUUAGGUUCGCUGAGAGGCAGGGAGCAAAUUUGUAAUGGCACAAAAACAAGGAAGAAAAAGAGGAGAGUGAUUGCAAACUAAAUAACAAGUACUUUCAAGCUAGCAUGUAAGAUUAUAAACACAUCUGAAUAGAACUAAUUUAACUAAGGCAUAGUUUUAACCGCAUCUCUCUUAGCAUCACCAUAUAUAGUGGCAUAUUUGCGCCAGAAUAACAGUUUACUGUGGAACGUUUGUAUGACUACUAACACAGAACCAUAAAUCCGGAUUAAAUUUAAUCACAUAACAAUCAACCAUCAUUUCGAAAGCAGUGAGAACAGAAUAAAGGUGUAACUUGUA
Toxorhynchites rutilus septentrionalis is the source of this 2656-nucleotide messenger RNA. It is a transcript of the gene wap, whose product is annotated as DDB1- and CUL4-associated factor 7. The coding region runs from base 637 to 1671 and encodes 344 amino acids. The record is from RefSeq and is a predicted model, not a curated record. Gene Ontology annotation, molecular function: protein binding. NCBI's taxonomy places the organism in Eukaryota, Metazoa, Arthropoda, Insecta, Diptera, Culicidae. Gene Ontology annotation, cellular component: nucleus. The transcript has 4 exons.